GAAUGUUCCACUGGUUUCCACUUCUUCGAGAAAGUUCAAGACUUGCCAACCAGGGGAACUAACGCUGUUCAACAUUUCACAAUUAAUGGAAGUCUGUUCCUCACCUUUGCGAACUAUCAUGGAGAUAUUCACAAAUACAAGACAAGCUCCAUGGUCUACAAGAUGGAUGAACCGACUGAAAAGUUCACAUUGUACCAGACCCUGCAAACUAGAGGUGCAUAUGGCGUUGAGUACUUUUCUAUCGCUGAUAAACAUUUCCUUGCUGUGGCUCAUUAUUAUGAUGGUACGUACCAAGUUGACUCUGUAGUAUUCCAGUGGAAUGGACAGCGGUUUGUGGUAUUUCAGAAAUUACCAACAAAAGGAGCUGCACACUUCAAGUUCUUCACAUUAAAUAGCGAAAAAUAUCUCACAGUGGCAAACUAUUACGAUGGAAGUACCCGCUCAAUAAAAUCAGUCAUCUACAAAUGGAAUGGCCUCAAGUUCAACAAGUUCCAGGAGAUAGCAACUGAAGGUGCCAUGGGAUGUACUGCAUUUAUAAUAAACAAUGUCACUUACAUCGCUUUCGCCAACUAUUACAACUCUCAACAGAAGAAUUCUGUUCAGUCCAUUGUCUUCAAAUGGUCAGGAAGACACUUUGCCAAACUACAGUCUCUUCAAACUUAUGGCGCAUAUGACGUGAAGUCCGUAAAUAUCAAUGGUCACACAUUCCUCACUUUUGCCUGCCACUACUCUGGAAGUUCCCACAACACUGCCUCGUUUAUUUUUAAAUGGGAUGGUACCAAGUUCGUUCUUUUCCAAUCCAUUCCUACUCGUGGAGCCCUUGCAUUGUAUCCAUUCGCGAUCAGCGGUCAUACCUACUUAGGCAUGGCCAAUCACUACGACAGCAGCGUGAAACAUAACACUCAGUCAGUUGUGUACCAGGCCUCUGGAGCACAGUUUAUUAAGUAUCAAGAGAUUUCCACCCAUGGAGCGAUUGAUAUGACAUCCUUUGAGUACAAAGGUCACUCCUAUCUGGCAGUGGCAAAUCACUACAAUCAGAAAUACAACAUAAACAGCUCUUUGUACAAGUGGGUGUAGAAAUAGGGGCACAAAACUAAAAGCGUAAUGACCAAGGGUCUUAGCUGCUUAUGCAUUGGUGUAGUGAUAGUAUUUGCUCAAUAAUCGAAGAACAAGGUUUAGAUUUAGGGAUUUUUUGUGAAAAUUGACUCUUUGAUAAAUGAGUGUUUAUCAGCCUCUUUAAAGUGAAAGUAGCAAUAAAGCUGUGCAUUGAACAAGACACUAACGUCUGGUUUAAUUCCAAUUUUGUUUGAGUAAAUGAUAUCCAUUUUUAUUGAUAAAAGUUGAUCCCCAGAAAAGUAAUAUCAGACACGUUCAAUAUUCUGAAAUGGACUUUAAUACCUUUAGGUCAUCUGUUGUGUGUGUGUCGUCACAUAAGUAACACCUCCCUUCCCCCACCCCCUAAUGAAUUAUUUACAGAGACAAAGAGACCAGGGGUGAUAUUUCCAUUUAAUUCAGAUUUUUUUGGAUCCAAGAAUGUUGAAAAUGGCUAGAACUAUAAUUCUAAGUAAGAAAAUACUUCGAAAUUUAAAAGUUCAGGCAGCUCAUAACAUUCUUUGCUAUCAACGCUCUGUUGACUUUGAAAAGAGCAUAAAUGUAAUAUAAUAAUUGUUGUAUAGUUUAUGAUCUCCUCCUCAACAAGGGUUGCUGCUUACAUCACUUGUCAGAAACAUUCUUUCUUUUUGCUUUUAACAAUCAUAGAAAUAAGCUCGAAGACACAACUUUUUAGAUUAAGCAAAGCGAGGAAGGAGGCGAAGUCCAGAGUAAAGAGUUAGGGAGUUUUGUGAAAAUUUUCAAAAUAGCUUACCUUUUCGCAAGCAAAUAUUGAGAAAAGAAUAUAAAAAAGAAAAUUGUUUGCAAAGCUUGUUUUUGAAGCUAUGUGAGUUUACAAAAUCGAAUUUUUUUUAAAUAAAAAAAGUGCAACUGACUACAGAUGAACUGUUGAAUACCUCAAGGAGCACGCACAGGUUUCUUUAAUUUUCCAUUCUUGAUGGCUCUGAGCUUUCGACAUGAUCGAACUUUUCUUUCUGUUUCUUCAAUACAGUGUAAAAAUGCCCAAUUAUUUCCGCCUCAACAAAUUGUGAUCAUUUUUAUGACAUUAGGUUACCAUUAUAACACCACAGCCUUGAAAUAGCCACAAAACAUCCGCUUUAUCGCAUUUAAGGCUUGAAAUUUGUGCUAACAAGUUUACCAUUCUCUUUAAGGGAGACGUCUGCACACAUAAACAAACCCACGAAUCUCUAAUCAAAAUAAGUCGAAGUUACUAUCAUCUGAUUUUCUGAAUUUCCUGUUCCUACUAAGUCAUCCAUCUUUUACAAUAAAAAGAGUGCUUAACUAUAUAUUAUGGUAUCAUGGUACAAGACCGACCGAAGACUUUUACCAGGUUAUCAAAGCCAUGUGAACAAUUGGUAUUAAAAAAUAAUUCAAAUAGUACGCGCGCUCUGAUUGGCCAUAAAACCAUUUUACGUGAGCGUAUGUAAACACGGUUUUCGUUCCUCUUUCAUUAGUUAUUUUAUAAAAGAAAUGUAAAAUGGUUUCCGUGUUUACAUAGCCUAAUCGAAACACUUGGGAGGUUGGGAGAACACGAGAUAAGUUUCCAUUUUACAUUUCUUCAUUAUUGAUCACUAUUGAGAUGAAGUACUAGAAAUUGAAAUAUCUAAAGCGAUGUAGAGUUUUUAUUUACAAGAAGAUUCCACACUUCUUAACAGUACCAGGACCAGGCAAGUACCGAGCAUAAGGGAGCCCCUACUCCCCCCCUUCCCGCCUUUCACUCCCCCUAAGCAUGUGGAUUCAGAGCACUGUAGGAAUCACCUUACCCCUCAAAGACUAGAAAAUUACCGACUUAUUAAGAAAGGAGCCUCGUACCCUCAGCUGGAAAGCUUAACCCGACUAUGGUAACCAGUCGUUAUAAGCAAAUUACGAAAACAAAGCCCUCUCUAGUGAACCAAAAAAAUGCAUUUAAAUGUAAGAGAUGUGAUGCAUAUUAUGUAGGCGAUACAAUCUAUUUACUAUGUAACGGGGAGCAUAAAUACUCUACAGAACAGAAGCAGGCCAUCUCACGUAGCUGGUGGCUUUUCUUGUGUGCUGAUGCGACGAGGCUUGAGACGGUGGCUGGUUGUCUGUUCACAAGAUGAAGAAUUCCCAUUAAAUUGUUUCUUCUACAGAAUGCUUUCCUUGAAAUUAGCGUAAGUUGACUAUGGCUAUAACGAGAUGGAAAUGAGGACGGUGGAAAAAAACCACACAAAAAGGUUUUUUCGUCACCAAAUAUGUGUCGAGAGGGGCGUAAGAGUUUGCCUAAGAAAGAUGUAGAGCAAGUCAUGAAGUAUUAUUUUAUCAAGCGUUACGGUAAACGGAAAAAUGUUUGAGCCAUCCUUUCCAAGGGCUUCGGCAAUAGUAUUAGUGUUUUUAUGAUCUAAGUUCUGGCGAGGAAGGAAAUGAAUUCAAGGAAGGUUUCUGGUCGCCUCCCGGUUGAUAAGUAAUCGAAUGAUAGGGUACUUGACCGGCGGCGAGAAGGGACACACUUUAAGUCAUUGAUUGACACCGAAAAACUGACGCGAUUAUCCCUCGAGGAAUAAGGAAGCGCUUUACUAAAACUGAGAGAUUUCUUGGGCAUUAAAUUCUUCUCCGCGCGGUUGCUACCGUCCUAGGUUAGGGACUACACUCUGGCGAAGAAAGAGAAGAUGGCAAAAGCCAUAUUUGCAUAUGAUGCAAUGGCGGCCGAACGUGUUUUGGGAAGCUCUCUAAAACUUUUAGCUUUCCUGUUCACAGUUGUAUUUAUAAUUCAGGAUAAUGUCAUCACAUUUAGGAAACAAGACCCUACCGUCCCACAGACGGUUUCAACAUCACUCGAGGUGCUGAGGUUGCCUCCCACUCAACUCUUCGACCGAAUGGCAGGUUUAAAUCUCGCGCUCGGCGCUUUCUGGCGCUCAGAGUGCAAUACCAAAGGGACAAGCAGCUUUAACUUGCAGAGAAAUUUGAUAGUAUAUGGGGAUAUAUCGUCCAAUCCUAGUCCUAAAAGGACGAAGAUUUCGCCAAAAUCACCAAUGCGGUGAGUCUCAGAAGGUUGCGAAGAACAACCAAAAUGUUAUCUUGUGUGCCUACUGUAACAACUGGUCGCACUCUUAGUGUCUUCAGAUGUCUCGUCUUAUUUUUCAAUACUAAUUAGACAGGCCCGACAUUGAGUGGACUUGUCCCACUUGUGCUCUGCCGUGAUUCUUUCUUUGCGGGGUCAAAUGUAUCGUAGUGGUCACAAUCAAGAAGAGGUCACAUCUAAGCUAAGUGCAAGUGCGGAUCAGGGAACUAGGUGGUACAAGUCCAAUUUACUGGCAGGGAACCUUAAGAAAUACCAGACGUUGAACAUCGGCUACCGAACGGAAACAACUAGUUCUGAAAGAGCAAGUGGAGGGAUCCGCAUAAAUAAUGAGGAAAUUAAGACCGCGGAAACUCUCAAACUUUUAGGGGUAACAAUAAAUUCCAGAUUAAAUUUUUCUUAACAUGUAAACUCAACGUGCAAGAAGACCAGUCAAAGAAUUGCUGUCCUCAUGCGACUAAGAAAUCUAAUCCUUAUCAAGGCCAAACUCCAACUGAACAAAGCAGCUGUGUUACCAGUCAUCUUACAUACUGCCAUCUAGUGUGGCCCUUUUUUUAGAGCUAGUGAUUCGCUUGAACGGCAACAAGAAAGAGGCCUGAGAGUGGUGUACAAUGAAAAGCAAGCUAGUUAUCUUCAAUUAUUGGAAAGGGCUCAGCUGCCAAAUUUGAUGAACAGACGUUUGCAGGACAUUAGUAUUCUUAUGUAUAAAGUUAAAUAUAUAAACUAAGUAAUAUUUGCAAUCUUUUUAAAGAACAUAUAUAGUAAAGUAUAAUUAGAGGCAAUCUGAUUUCUCCACUCCUAGGUAUAACUCUGUAACUUAUGGUGGGCACUCACUGCUACACUUGGGACCUAAAUUAUGGGCGAAGCUGUCAUCAGAUGACAGAUCAGCCAAAACACUUAAUGAGUUUAAAAGGCGCAUUCGUGGCUAAGAUCUUGCUGAGUUAAUAGAAACCGGCUGCAAGGGUUGUAUCCUCUGCUCUGCUUUCCAUUUAUCUUUACUCUCUGCCAUCGAUAUCCUGUAACCACCUCCUUGAUUUUUUUUUAUUGUAAAGUGAAUGAACUCUGACGAAGGGCUAACACUCGAAACGUCAGCUUUUUUACUCUUCAGGGUGGCAUAUACGUUUUCAACUCAGUUGUUAAAACUAAAUUACCUGCUACACUGCCCCACCGACGCAGCACCACAGUUUCUUUAGAAACUUACCCCAUUUAUCUUAGAAAGAGAGUCGAUUUGAGUGCGUAUUGAACACUCUCCCAGCUGUGUUUAAAAGUUAUCACUAAUUAUAAACAAGCCCCAAGACUGUGCGACCACAACAAGCAUGGCUUACCUUGUUUUUUACUCAGCCUUAGCACGUGUCACUUAAUGGUGCUCGUUGCACCCGCUUUCUGGUUUCCUCGUACUUCUUCCGUUCAUUUUCUUAACAAAUGCAAAUCUAGGCAGACGUUUUUAAACGAUAACAAACAUUUACUUCAGUGUCAAGUGUAUUUAGGUACGAGCUAUUUGGGGGCACUAUAUAUAGCCGACAUAAAAUUUAGCCGACAAUAAAACAUUGAAAAAUUAAUUGAGAGCCUUAUAUCGACAGCAUAGGGAUUAUUCUAACCUCACAUUUACAAUCUACAAUCUAUAAUCUGAAUCCAAAAUCUAGAAUCAUUAUUAUGAUCUAGAAUGCUACUGAUGUCUAGUUUUCUUAUGGUGUUUUUAGAGGACUGAAGGUUAAAUAAUUAUUUGCUUGUUUACGUAGUCUGCUCCAUAGUGCAGGUCUGAGGUGUUUGAAAAAUCAAGGUAAAUUAAAAUCUUUGUUGCGCAAAUGAUAACUUGAACUAUUUCAAAUGGUUUAAGCUAUUAUCAACACGUAUUAUCUGAAACUCUCUAUCCACAGCUGCAAAGGAUGUUGACCUUCAGCUUGAAGGAAGAGGAGUAACCAAUCAUUCGGUCAGGAAAACCUGUAUUUUAAGGCUACUCGCUGCAGAUAUUACGGAGAACUUGACAGCCCAACUGUGUGAACACAAAACCACGGAUAGUCAGCGAGUUCGGAACACCAAAGGAGGAUGUCCAUGACCCUCAGUCGAGUUACUCGUUUCGAAACCGGUAUGAAAUAAUGAAUGUCAAGUCGCCACUUGUUCGGCUGCAGAAAUCGCCACCAGUACACAGAAGAUUCAUUGAUCAUGAACCAUUCUAACAUCCCCCUACUGUCUUACGCCGCUCUACUACUUUCUUGCCGGUGCAAACGUAAGACCUAGCUCUGGAUGCACCUUCCAGAUAUUUCAUGGCCAUGUAAAAGUCGAUACGAAUUAGAAUUUUCCAGUUCUGAGCCAAAAUAAAAAGAGAUGAACUCUCUUUCUUAAAGGAAAUCGAACUGAGUGCUUAUUAAACUUUCCUCUGCAUUUCAAGGAUUCUCUUAUCAAAAAUACACCCCAAGACGGCGUAACCGCAAUAAGCGUGGCUUAGCUUGUUUUACCUCGAUUUGGGCAUAUUAUGGUAUUCCUUACACCCGCUUUCAUUCCUUUCAUUCUUCCAUUUUACUCUUUCAGCGAAAACAGGGAAGGCGUUUCAGGUCUAUUUUGCGAUCUAACUUUCAUAUGCCCUUCUGUCGACUAAGCCGACUUCGCACUUGUGAAAGACAUACAAAGGAAGGAAAAAGACGAAAAGCUUAAGUUGUAACCACGCCCGCCCUCGAAUCUAACUUGUCACUCUUACUUUUCAUACAGAAUACCCUGGACAGGAUACCAUCAUGUUAAUAUAAGCUGUUUGGCACUAUGAUAUUUGCGGUUUUCUUUUAAACAGACGUUUUAAAAACAAAAAUGAUUGAUUUAUUGAUUGAGAAACUUACAUACAACAGACAUUCAUACAUCUUCUUCAUCUCGCACGCAUCAAAACGACGCAACUCACAAAUUUUACUUCAUAUUGCAAAAAAACUAUCAACUCAGGUGUUUUCAGUCUUCUGAAUAUCUGCCGCUGGUCUAUGUAGGAUAGGAAGUAAACCAAAUAAUGUUUACUCGUGUUAUUUAAAGAAUCCAUCAGAGAUAACACAAUGUAAAAUUGAAUCAUUUGUUACGUAAAUUAGUUCCCCGCCGACAAGGUCGCCAUGAUUGCGUAACCUUCCUUUGUCAGAAGCAUUCUGUUCAGUCCACUGUCUUCAAAUGGUCAGGAGGACACUUUGUCAAACUACAGUCUCUUCAAACUUACGGGGCAUUUGACGUCAAGUCUGUUAAUAUCAAUGGUCACACAUUCCUCUCUUUUGCCUGCUACUACUCUGAAAGUUCCUACAACACUGACUCGUUUAUUUAUAAAUGGGAUGGUACCAAGUUCGUUCUUUUCCAGUCUAUUCUUACUCGUGGAGCCCUCGCUUGCCAUCCUUUCGUGAUCAGCUCUCAUACCUUCUUAGGUGUGGCCAAUCAUUACGACAGCAGCCAGAAAUACAACACACAGUCAGCCGUGUACCAGGCCGCUGGAGCAAAGUUCAUCAAGUACCAAGAGAUUUCCACCCGUGGAGCGUUUGAUAUGACAUCAUUUGAGUACAAAGGUCACACUUAUCUAGCUGUGGCAAACCACUACAAUCAGAAGUGCAACAUAAACAGUGCUUUCUUCAAGUGGGUGUAG
Messenger RNA from Pocillopora meandrina, 7745 nucleotides. Lineage: Eukaryota; Metazoa; Cnidaria; Anthozoa; Scleractinia; Pocilloporidae. The record is from the annotation of a GenBank genome assembly.